Spinacia oleracea (spinach) is the source of this 1653-nucleotide messenger RNA. RefSeq lists its product as uncharacterized. The record is from RefSeq and is a predicted model, not a curated record. Lineage: Eukaryota; Viridiplantae; Streptophyta; Magnoliopsida; Caryophyllales; Amaranthaceae. The coding region runs from base 1 to 1653 and encodes 550 amino acids. The transcript has a single exon.
AUGAUUAAGACCCAACUAGAUCAACUUGCAAAUACCGUUGGGGAACAUCAUGCGCAUGCUAGUCUCCCACCCCAAAGUCAUGCUCCAAAGCAAAUGAAUGCCAUAGUGACAAGGAGUGGGAGGAUUUUAGAUGAUGUUCCUAGAGCUAAUAAGGUUUCUAAGCCCAAUGGGAAGGAUCAAGAGGGAGUCAUUGAGUCUAGUGACAAUGAUGUGGUAGAAGAGGAGCCUUCCAUUAAUGAUGAAGGUGAAACUCCUAUACUAAAGGAGGCAACUCUCCUACCUCUCCCCACUCCUAAACUUCCUUAUCCCCAAAGAUUCAUAAGGCACAAGUUGGAUGUGCAAUUCUCAAAAUUCCUUGAUGUUCUUCGAAAUUUGCACAUCACUCUCCCCUUUACGGACGAAUUGAAACAAAUGCCUACCUACUCAAGGUUUCUCAAGGAAAUCUUGAGUGGGAAGCGGGAUUGCGACGUAAAGGAGACGGUGAACCUCACCGAGCAUUGUAGUGCUAUCAUUCUUAACCAAAUGCCACCCAAACUAAAAGACCCGGGUAGUUUUUCUAUCCCGUGUGCUAUUAAGGAGCUUGAAAUAAGCAAUGCCUUGUGUGAUUUGGGUGCUAGCGUUAGUCUAAUGCCUUAUUCGGUGUUCGCCAAGCUUGAAGUUGGUGAUCUUGUCCCAACUAACAUCACCUUGCAACUUGCCGACCGUUCGGUCAAGUACCCUAUUGGCAAGGUUGAGGAUGUACCCUUGAGGGUUGGUGGAUUAGUGAUCCCCGUCGAUUUUGUAGUCCUAGACAUAGAUGAGGACGUGCAUGUCCCUAUUAUUCUAGGCCGCCCAUUCUUGGUUACGGCGGGGGCAAUUAUUGAUGUCAAGCAAGGGAACAUUACUUUGAAAGUUGGGAAGGAUAGUUUGUUUUUUGACAUGAAUAAAGCCAUGCGUUAUCCUAGUUCCACUAAUGAGAAAUGUUUCUUGGUUGACUCUUUUGAUCCCAUUGUGAAUGACAUGCAUGAGCACUUUCUCACCACUAAUGAUGCACUUGAGCUUGUUCUUUUGAAUAGACAUGGCUUAGGUACUUUAAGGAUCGAAGUGGCUAACUACCAGGACCUCUUGGAUGCACCACCACCUUGUGCUCAACCCGAGCAAUGCAUGCUUGUGUUGGAUGGGACAGAAGCUUUGGAUGAAGCUCGAAUUGGUAAGGAAGCUCCCAAGGUAGAGCUAAAACCUCUUCCUUCGAGCUUGAGGUACCCAUUUCUCGGUUUAAACUCUUCUUACCCUAUGAUUAUCAAUUCCUCUUUAGAUGACGAGCAAGUGCUCAAGCUCACCCACGUCUUGAAACGUCAUCAAAGGGCUUUGGGCUACACUAUUGGUGAUUUGAAAAGUGUUAGUCCAACCCUUUGCAUGCAUCAUAUAGAGCUUGAGGACAAUGCCGUCCCACAUCGUGAGAGGCAAAUAAAACAUAAUCCACCUAUGAGAGAGGUGGUUAAGAAGGAAAUAAUGAAGCUUUUGGCGGCCGGGAUUAUCUAUCCUAUUUCUAAUAGUCGAUGGGGUAUCCCCGGUCCAUGUGGUUCCAAAAAAGGGUGGGAUGACGGUAGUCAAGAAUUCACAUGGAGAGCUCAUUUCCACCCGGACGGUAACCGGGUGGCGCAUGUGUAUUGA